Molecule: messenger RNA, 1596 nt
Organism: Aureobasidium vineae
Lineage: Eukaryota; Fungi; Ascomycota; Dothideomycetes; Dothideales; Saccotheciaceae
Source: the annotation of a GenBank genome assembly
AUGGCUCCCAGAAGAACGCGCGCAAGCGCUGCCGCUAAACUCCAAGUCGAAAGGGGCCAGCAGGUUUCGAGUCCUCCGCCUGAGCCUGCUGCCAAACGUCAGACUCGCAAGAAAGCUCCUGCAAAGUCUGUUCAAGUCGAGGAUGAAGCCAAUGUUGAAGUCUCGAAGAAAAAGAUGCCUGCGCGCAAGCGCAAAGCUCCUGCUCCCAAAGAAGAAUCUCCAGUCUUCGGCGAUGAGUUGCCGCACAAUCUUGGCUCUCUACCUACUCCCGACACCGAUGAUGUCGACGAAGCCAAAGAGUCACCACCUCCCAAANAGAAGGCCAAGCGCGUAUCAAAGGCGAAACAGGUAAAGGCUGAUCCGGAAGAGGUCGAUGAGCUCGCCAAGAAAGCAGCUGAGAUUGCCUCGCCUGACGCAGAACUCAAGUCUGAGGUCAAAGACGAGGUCACCUCUCCAGAUGCCCNNAAGCUGAUGGCAAGGCCAAGAAGAAGGCCUCUAAGGCCAAAAGCUNACAAACUCACUCCUGGCGAAACGCCUUACCCCGACUACGCUCACCCCACCACAGAGGAAUGUUAUGAAGUUGAGCGCAUCCUCGCUAAAAAGCAUGGCAAAGUCACGGCACCAGAAUCCAUCCCACUACCCUCACUGGAAGUUACUGGCUGCGGUGAGGUUCCUUCGGUUUUGGACGCCUUGAUCAGAACCAGGCUAUCUGCUGCGACGACUGGUAGAAACUCGUCAAAUGCUUUCAAAGGCCUCGUCAAGACUUUUGGUGUUUUGAACGAAGGUGUCGGCAAAGGCAGUGUUGACUGGAACAAGGUGCGCCUCGCAUCUCAACCAGAAGUCUAUGAAGCCAUCAAGAGCGGAGGCCUUGCCAACGCCAAGAGCAAAGACAUCAAGGCCAUUCUGGACAUGGUCUACGAGGAAAACCAAGCUCGAUGCGCUGCACUGAAGAUGGAGGGACAAGCCAAAACCGAAGGUCCUGCUGGCUCGGAGAAUGAACCCGCUGAAGAGAAGAACACUGAGAUACAGCGCGCCGAAUCCGGUGUCAUUUCUCUCGACCAUCUUCAUCUACUCUCUAGCGAAGACGCUUUUGCCCGGCUGGUCAAGUUCCCUGGAAUCGGUCCCAAGACAGCCUCAUGUGUUUUGCUCUUCUGUCUGCAACGUCCGUCCUUCGCUGUCGACACCCACGUCUUCCGCCUCUGCCAAUAUCUGGCCUGGGUUCCGAAAGAAGUCCAGAAGGGCCAGCCUCCCGUCAAUCGCGAAACCACUUUCGCUCACUGCGAAGCACGUGUUCCUGAUGAUCUCAAAUAUCCGCUGCAUCAGCUUCUCAUUAAGCACGGCAAAGAGUGUCCCAGAUGCCGCGCUGCUACCAGCACGAAUAGUGAGCGUUGGGAGGAGGGGUGUCCAAUUGAGUAUCUGGUCACACGUCAUGGUGCCAAGAAGGGUGAGGUUUCACCUGCAGGCAAGGCAGCUCCAAAGACCAAGAGAGCCGCUGCUGCCAAGAAGGGCAAGGGCAAGAAGAAGGUCGACAGCGACAGUGAAGAAGCUGAGAGCAGCAGUCCCAGCGAUGCCGAGAGCGACGAAGACUACGAGUAG